Mus musculus (house mouse) is the source of this 6088-nucleotide messenger RNA. RefSeq names its product membrane metallo endopeptidase (gene Mme). The transcript is spliced from 23 exons. The record is from RefSeq and is marked validated. Gene Ontology annotation, molecular function: endopeptidase activity; zinc ion binding; oligopeptidase activity. The coding region runs from base 455 to 2707 and encodes 750 amino acids. Lineage: Eukaryota; Metazoa; Chordata; Mammalia; Rodentia; Muridae. Gene Ontology annotation, biological process: amyloid-beta clearance; replicative senescence; cellular response to UV-A. Gene Ontology annotation, cellular component: cytoplasmic vesicle; trans-Golgi network; early endosome.
ACGGUGUGACAGGAUUUGGGAGACCUGGCGGAAACCUUCAGGUCACCCAGGGAACUGCUCUCGCGGCUGGUCCUGUGCGGCGAGGCGGGGGGUGAGCGCGAGGCGCGCAGGGCGCGGAGAUGUGCAAGUGGAGGAGCUGGACGGAGUGCAGGCGUAAGCUGCAGAGCGGCUAAGGCGAGGGGUGAGUCUCGGGGUGAGGGUCCAAGGAAUGCGGGCUUCCCGGGCGCUCACCCGCCCGGAGCCCGAGUGGGGCCUGGAACCUCCCGGGACUCUGGCUUCGUCCCCCUCCGCGCGCUCGGCGCCGGGGCGCACCCUGGGGACCGCACAGAGCGGUGGGCGCUCGCCCGGGCUGGGGGCUACUUUGCCUGCGGCCGCCCUGGCCGGUGCGCUCAUUGGUCGGGAUGUGUCUGCUCAGUCGCCUCCAACUUCUCCCCAAUCCCACUGAUUUUAGGUGAUGGGAAGAUCAGAAAGUCAGAUGGAUAUAACUGAUAUCAAUGCUCCAAAGCCAAAGAAGAAACAGCGAUGGACUCCCCUGGAGAUCAGCCUCUCUGUGCUUGUCUUGCUCCUGACUAUCAUAGCGGUGACAAUGAUCGCUCUCUAUGCAACCUAUGAUGAUGGCAUUUGCAAAUCAUCAGACUGCAUAAAAUCAGCUGCUCGACUGAUUCAGAAUAUGGAUGCCUCUGUUGAGCCAUGUACAGACUUCUUCAAGUAUGCUUGUGGAGGCUGGUUGAAACGCAACGUCAUUCCCGAGACCAGUUCCCGAUACAGUAAUUUUGACAUUUUAAGAGAUGAGCUAGAAGUCAUUUUGAAAGAUGUCCUUCAAGAACCCAAAACUGAAGACAUAGUAGCAGUGCAGAAAGCAAAAACCUUGUACAGAUCGUGUAUAAAUGAGUCUGCUAUUGAUAGCAGAGGCGGACAACCUCUACUCAAACUGUUACCAGAUAUAUAUGGGUGGCCAGUAGCAUCAGAUAACUGGGAUCAAACAUAUGGCACUUCUUGGACAGCUGAGAAAUCCAUUGCACAACUGAAUUCUAAAUAUGGGAAAAAGGUCCUCAUUAAUUUUUUUGUUGGCACUGAUGAUAAGAAUUCUACCCAGCAUAUAAUUCAUUUUGACCAGCCUCGACUUGGCCUCCCUUCCAGAGACUACUAUGAGUGCACUGGAAUAUAUAAAGAGGCUUGCACAGCAUAUGUGGAUUUUAUGAUUUCUGUGGCCAGACUGAUUCGUCAGGAACAAAGUUUGCCUAUUGAUGAAAACCAGCUCUCUUUGGAAAUGAAUAAAGUUAUGGAAUUGGAAAAAGAAAUUGCCAAUGCUACAACUAAACCAGAAGACCGAAAUGACCCAAUGCUGCUUUAUAACAAAAUGACAUUGGCCAAGCUGCAGAACAACUUUUCCCUGGAGGUCAAUGGGAAGUCAUUCAGCUGGUCAAAUUUCACAAAUGAAAUCAUGUCAACUGUGAAUAUUAAUAUUCAAAAUGAGGAAGAAGUUGUUGUCUAUGCUCCAGAAUAUUUAACCAAACUUAAGCCUAUUCUUACCAAAUAUUCUCCCAGAGAUCUUCAAAAUUUAAUGUCCUGGAGGUUCAUAAUGGAUCUUGUAAGCAGCCUCAGCCGAAACUACAAGGAGUCCAGAAAUGCUUUCCGCAAGGCCCUUUAUGGGACUACAUCAGAAACUGCAACAUGGAGACGGUGUGCUAACUACGUCAAUGGGAAUAUGGAGAAUGCUGUGGGGAGGCUUUAUGUGGAAGCGGCUUUUGCUGGAGAGAGCAAGCACGUGGUUGAAGACUUGAUUGCACAAAUCCGGGAAGUUUUUAUUCAGACUUUGGAUGACCUUACUUGGAUGGAUGCUGAGACAAAAAAGAAAGCUGAAGAAAAGGCCUUGGCAAUUAAAGAAAGGAUUGGCUAUCCUGAUGACAUCAUUUCCAAUGAGAACAAACUGAAUAAUGAGUAUCUUGAGUUGAACUACAGGGAAGAUGAAUACUUUGAGAACAUAAUUCAAAAUUUGAAAUUCAGCCAAAGCAAGCAGCUAAAGAAGCUCCGAGAAAAAGUGGACAAAGAUGAGUGGAUAAGUGGAGCAGCUGUAGUCAAUGCAUUUUAUUCCUCAGGCCGAAAUCAGAUAGUCUUCCCCGCUGGCAUUUUGCAGCCCCCAUUCUUCAGUGCUCAGCAAUCCAACUCAUUGAACUAUGGGGGCAUCGGCAUGGUCAUUGGACAUGAAAUCACACAUGGAUUUGAUGACAAUGGAAGAAAUUUCAAUAAAGAUGGAGACCUCGUUGACUGGUGGACGCAGCAGUCGGCAAAUAAUUUUAAAGACCAAUCCCAGUGUAUGGUAUACCAGUAUGGAAACUUUUCCUGGGACCUAGCAGGUGGACAGCAUCUCAAUGGAAUUAAUACACUAGGAGAAAACAUUGCUGAUAAUGGAGGUAUUGGCCAAGCAUACAGAGCCUAUCAGAAUUAUGUUAAAAAGAAUGGUGAAGAAAAAUUACUCCCUGGACUUGACCUCAAUCACAAACAACUAUUUUUCCUGAACUUUGCCCAGGUGUGGUGUGGGACCUACCGGCCAGAGUAUGCAGUCAAUUCUAUUAAAACAGAUGUACACAGUCCUGGAAAUUUCAGGAUCAUUGGGACUUUGCAGAACUCUGCCGAGUUUGCAGAUGCCUUUCAUUGCCGCAAGAAUUCAUACAUGAAUCCAGAAAGGAAAUGUCGGGUUUGGUGAUCUUCACAAGAUACUGAACAUCCACGGCAAGAUUUGCCAAAGCCACGGAAACAGGAACUCUUCCCUCAGAGAAACUGGGCCCCGGAAGUUUCUUCAGCUUCCUGGGGGGCAAUUCACAGAGACGAGCAUGAGCUAACAUAAAUGAAAUUAGAUUAUUAAAUCUGCUGUGAAUGAAAGGGGAGGGAGCCUACGAUCUAGCAAAUCAAUCACUUCACUGUGUAAAUAAUGAUUACUUUCCAACGGUAGUACUACCGUUCACUUCUGUUUCUCACACAGACUGCAGCUUUCAUGUUGUCUGUAGAGAACAGUGUUAACACUUAAAGCAGACUAUGACUUCUGAUCAAAAGGAGGACGAUGCUCAGUACAGCAGGGCACCAAAGCACAGAUUUGCCCCUCAGCACUCACUUUUGUUUGCAACAUUCAUGCUCCUUCCAAACUCUCCCAAAGAACUCCCAUACAGACUGUGGCCUUCAGGCUCGUGCAGUUUUGAACUCAUUUUACCAUACAUAAGUUAUUCAUUCAUCCCACAUCAAUUUAGUUUGAACACUCUUAGAGCUUAAACUAGAGUAUCUGAAACGGUUCCCCUAUUUCACCCACUUUAGUGAUGUUGAGAUUCUUGAACCCCCCUGCAGAUCUUUGAGCAAUUUCUUGCUCUUGCUGCCCCUCAGACUCAGUCUUUUAAAGGAUUUGUAGUAAUGUAUAAAGAAUAAUUCUAUAUUUAAUUAUUAACUACAUUUAUGACUGAAUAAACCAUUGCUAUAGGUAAUCAUUGAAUAUUGAAGUUAUAUGGCCAAGAUAGUUUUGAAGAUCUGUAACAUGAUAUACAGACGAAAAUUUGAGACUCUUUAAAUCUGUAAAUCAUAUUGAUGAAAAGCUUUAAGUACAAACUCUGGGGGUGAGCAUUACCAUUGGACGGGUGUCUUGAGAUACAUAAUAGUUGUGGUUUACAAACAGCAUUUUCAAGAUUAAGUCUGUCCCUAGUGGCUAAGAAAGGGUCUAACUGUAUCUGUGUUGCUCCAUGAAUGCUUAGCCUUCAGGUUUGUCAUCAGAUGAAAAUAUUUUGAUAAUAAAUUGACGUUGUGAGCCCCUUACUAGGCCUGUGUGCACGCCAUGCCACCUAGCUUUAGAAAGCCUAUGUCUGAAUCGAGAUGGGCAGCCUCCACUGUACCUGCUUCUUGAAUUCUACAGCUCAUGGACUCUAAUUGGAUUUCCUGAGGCACUCAUAUGCCUUCCUUGUCCUUCUGCUUACUUUAGUGAUUUUCACUAUUCAGUAUAAAUUUUACAAAGAUUCAUUUCUACAGUCCUUAUUUUUAUCAAAAGGUGAAAAUGAAAACAUUUCUAUCCAAACUCUUAGUUUUCAUGCCUUGUGAGAAAAGCCCACUUGCUUGUAAAAGUGUUACAGUACAAUAUGUAAAAUUGUAUAGAACAAAAACUACAGUUCAGCGAACUGAUAUUCUCUGAACACAGCACCCUAGCUAAAAUCUAUAAGAAAUGGAACACUGUAGCUUUCUGCCAUCAUCAUAUAACUGCUAGGCAUACAUUAUCCAGAUCUCCAGCAUUAUGCACUAGCUCUGCCCCAUUUUGUCUUUCAGUCAUGCAUUACUUCCUAUCUUACUUCUCUCUGCCUUACAUUUGUAAAAUUUAGCUGUAUGAUUGGUUUAUAUGUGAAUCUAUCAUUGUUGAAUAAGGUUCUGUUGUGUGACUAUACUACAAAUAUUCCAUCUUAUUAUUGAUGGACUUUUAAGGACUCCAUGAACUCCUGUCUAUUCUGGUUUUGGAUUGUUACAAAUGAUAUAACUAUGCAUUAUGAACUGUGCUUAUAUAUUCACCUUUACUUGAAUUAUCAUUGGAAUCACUUUCCCAAACCUAUCCAAAACUAUCAUAAAUUUUAAAGACACGGUUUCAGACUGUGUGGUUACAAACAUCCUUAUCUUUUUCCCUUUUAAAACAAACACUAUUGUCAUGAAUAAUACUUAUAUGACUGUUUCUUUGAAAUCAAUUUAAACAUACUUGAGUACUAUGAAUGGUGGUAGUAGAAGAUUUCAGUUAAACAGCUAUCUCUGGGUUAUUUUCAUUUAUGUCCUGUCAUAGCAGCCAAAGAGACAGAAGUGAAGAGUCAAUGGCCACUAGCAUCUCCACUGGUAGUUCAUUAAAGGAUCAAGCUUCCAAACCUAUGUAACAGCAACUCUGGUGCCUAGAUUCCUGCUGUAUAUACAGCAUACAGCAUAUUCUUUGAGCUAAGGGAUUUUAACAUAAAAGUUAAAAUGGUAAUUUUUUCCCUAUUACUCGGGCAUCCAGAUAUCAGUGGUUGUAGCUGGUACUCAGAACCCUAUGUUCUUUCUUAAUUCCUACCAGCCAUUUGUCACAUUACUUAAGAGUUACAUAUAAUAUUAUACAUAAAUUUGCUUCCACCGUAUUUAAGUUCUGAUCGGGGAGAGUUUGUUGUACACUUGAGAGCUGUUGUAGCUCAUCAGUGAAGAUGAAGCUCCUGGCAGUAUGUGUUGGCAAGGAGUCUGCUUCCAUAACAUAGUGUCUGUGUGCAAGGCAAAAGGAUGCUCCCCAGGAAGUUGAGGAUUUGUUCUAGUUCUACUGCCAAAGUGACCUUGGGCACAUGUAUAUCCCUUGGGGCUUCUGCCUCUUUUACUCCAAAAAGAAGACAGUAAGAUUCCAGCAGUUCAUACCAAUGCUGCCUUCCCUUUAACCUGUUACCCAGGAAACAAGGACCAAAAUUCUAACAAGCUUGGGGCUGUGAUACUGUUACUAUUAGGCAUGAUGAUAGGACAGACACUUGCAAACUUUCUUAAGUGUUCAUAAUUCCUAUAGCAAUAGAUGGAGCUCUUAGAGUAGAAGGCAUCUGUCAGUUUAGAAAGAAAAUAACAUUCUAAGAUUCUACUGUGUCAAAAGAAGUAUAUUCAGAAUUUUUAAAAUUAGGUCCUAUUCUCUAGGAUAGAAAAUAACAAACAUUUUCAUAAUGUUGUUUCUAUGACUAGUUGACUGUUCCAAUUUCACCAAUAUGCAUGUAAACAUACACACACCAUUUAUGCCUUGAAAAAUAUUAAGAUAAAAUAGGACAUUGUUUUCUAUGCAGUCUUAUAUUUCCUUCAUAGUUUCAAACUAAAUCUUUUUAAACAAAUAAUAUGAAGUAUUUUACCAACAUUUUAUUUUAAAGAUAACCAGUUUUCUGAUUAGGUGUUUCAUAUGGCUACCAAAUGUUAUCAGGAGUCACAAUUAUAAUUGGAUUAUGCUGAAGCCAAAUGUGCAAAUGUGAAGAGCUGGACCACUCAGGUGACUUGGUGACAGAGGAGCCACAUGUGACUGUUGUCAAAAUAGCAUGUUUAUUGCAUUCUAACUUUUUCUCUAAUUAUAUUUUCUUAGUGUCAA